This is a messenger RNA of Protopterus annectens (West African lungfish), 2876 nucleotides long. RefSeq names its product trophoblast glycoprotein-like. Bases 670 to 1791 code for a protein of 373 amino acids. The record is from RefSeq and is a predicted model, not a curated record. The transcript has 2 exons. Gene Ontology annotation, cellular component: plasma membrane. Lineage: Eukaryota; Metazoa; Chordata; Ceratodontiformes; Protopteridae. Gene Ontology annotation, molecular function: protein binding. Gene Ontology annotation, biological process: negative regulation of canonical Wnt signaling pathway.
GCAUUUAGUCCAAUUGUCUGCUACUGAUCUUUCUUUGAUCAGUUAAACAAUCCAGGGACUUCAAGUAAAAGGAGGGGGUGGAAAGGACAUUUGAUAUUAGUGAAUGCCACCUUCUGCUGCUUGAGAGGAUCGCUCUGGUUCAGCGCACUCACAGAAUGAGCUAUGAAGUGAAGCAGGGGAUAGGAAAAUUAAGGAAUCACACCGAUCCCCGUCCACUCAACACUAAGAGCAAGGAGUUUUGUUUGCAAAGAGCGAAAGAGAAAGAAGCAAACGCACCAGAGAGACACUGAAAGUUUGGCGCAACACAGACACUGCUAAGUGCUGCAUAAAGCCUGUAUGUUACUAAAGUAACAUAAUCUGACGGAUGCAUUUUGUUGUUGGGGUAAAAUCUGUUUGUAAAUGCAGUAUUAAAACGCGCUAUUUGAACAGAAAGGGUCUCCUUCCUUCCUCAUAACCUUCUACCAGGAGAACACUUACUAGCAGUUUAUAUUUGGAGAGGAGAGACUACGUUCAAGAGUGCCUGUUGGACGUUCACUCAAAGGAAACGGUUACAAAGAUAAUCGUCACCAUGCCUUGGCUACUGUAACUACACAUUCCGACUAAAAAUAAAGUGUGAAUUAAUAAGACAGGAGUCCCUCACCCCUUCCCCUGGACUCCAACUGAAGUAAGAUGUCUUCUCGCCCCUACAGUGGGUCUAUGGUUUGGAAGAUUAUUGUCUUGGUCACUACUUUCCUACCGGCACUGCUCGGCAGUAACUCCUGCCCAACCGCUUGUCAGUGCUCGGAACCUGCACGGACAGUUAAGUGCGUCCUGCAGGACCUGGAGGAGGUUCCGAGUCCCAUCCCGACUUACACAAGGAAUUUGUUCAUCACCGGCAACCACAUCUACAAGAUCAGGGCCAAUGCUUUCCAGGGACUGGACAACUUGCACAAUCUUUCCCUUGCAAACAACAGGAUUGUUCUUUUGGAACCAGAAGCAUUUGCAUCACUUCCCAACCUUCGCUUCCUGGAUCUCAGUAACAACCGCUUGGCAAAAGUCCACCCCAAUGCAUUCAUUGCUGAAAAUAAUUCCAUCCAGGAGCUUAACUUGAACCGUGCAUUCUACAAUAGUUCGGUCAUCCGUGACAUAGCAGCUGUACUCCACAGUGGGGGAUUCUUGCAGCUUUCCAAAUUAGAUAUGGCCAGCAAUGAACUGAUCUAUUUGCCCUUGGGUAUUUUCUCUCAUCUCCCUGCACUUAGGCAUUUAGAUCUGAAGAACAAUUCCAUUAUAGACCUCAAGAACUCCACUUUUUGUGGGUUGGAUCUUGAAUUCCUCGAUCUCAGCGCCAAUGCCUUCAAGAACCUGAGGGUAGAUGUUCUGAAUGAGCUGAGCAGACAGAAGCAUCUAUGCAUUCAGCUGAAGGACAAUCCAUUUUUUUGCAACUGCGAAAUAGAAGAUUUUGCAGAGUGGCUUAAUUCCAGUGAGGUGGUACUCAAUGCAAACAAACUUGUCUGUGCUUACCCCAAAGACAUGCAGAAUGUUUCUCUUUUAAUGCUGAGUGAAAUGGAACUUGGUUGCCACAGCAGUGAGAAUACAGAGAUUGUUCUACAAACAUCUUAUGUCUUACUUGGCAUAGUUGUGGGCUUUGUUGGAAUUAUUUUCCUCUUUGUAAUGUAUCUCAAUAGAAAAGAAAUUAAAACUUGGAUAUAUAACAUGAGGGAUGCAUGUCGGGACCUAAUGGAAGGGUACCAUUAUCGCUAUGAGAUAGACUCUGAUCCUAGAGUUACUCAGGUUUCCACUUCAGAUGUAUGAAUUAUUAUCACUACUGUUAUUUCAGAGCAGGCCAGUGUAUACUGCACAUGUUUAUUCCAGGAGAAUUAGCAAAGUUUGAUGCUUCCAGGGCAAAAGGAAUACACAUGGACACACACACACACACACACACACACACACACACACACACACACACACACACACACACACACACACACACACACACACACACACACUCAGACUGCUGUAGACCACAGAGUGCAACUCUGGUAAUAACCAACAGCCAUUUGAAUGUUUAGGAUUCAUUAACUGUGUUAUCCUUUUACAGUGGACUGAAUGUCUGAACAGCUCAUUUUAACUGGUCCAAAUGGUGGCAUGACUGCCAAGCAGGAAACACUGAGGUAAUAGUGAAUAACUCAGUACAAAUGAGCAGCAUUUUUGACAUUGAAGUUGUGGAACAGUGGUAGAGCUUGACAGCAGAAAUGGUCUGACUUCUGAUGCUAGUUAUUAAAAAUAAGAAAACACCUCCAAUAUAUCCAUUGACUGAACGGUGAGGUAUGGUACCAAUAAAGAACUUUCAAAGCCUUUUUUCACAAAAUGCACCCAUCUUUGACUGAUAAGGGUGUGCUGCCAUUUUCUUGGACUGUGGCAAACUUUUUAAAUGUUUUUCCACAAAAUUUACAUAGUUUUUAAUACAUUGUAAAUAUGUUUAUACAAAUAUUUUGAGUAUGUGCAUGAAUGAUUGAUGUAUUCUAUGUGAAAACAAAAAUGCAAAGCAAAUGAAAAUGGAAAUGUUACCUGGAAUGUAUUGUGUCUGCAACAUCCUGAGCCAAUUUUAGAAUGGCAUUUACAGACCUCUGCAGUUUAAUGUGGUAAUUAAUGAAUAGCCAGUAUGAAAAAAAAAGUUAAAAUCAACAUACAGAUCUUAAAAUGAAUGUUUUACCUCUUAUUAAAAUGAGGGAGAAUAAGGUGGGCGGUGUAGUAAGACCCCAAUUGCAGCUGAAAGUAAUAAUUCUGGAUAGGAGCUUCUUGCUUUCUCAUAGGUUCAUAGGGUCAUAGGUUGGUACUAGGCUAUCAGCCCUAGAGCCUAUACAAGCCUAGCCAUAACAAUUCCCUGGCUAUUUCUU